GAAUUACAGGGUCACAGAACACCUCUCCAGGUGACGGCAGCAUAUGUAAACGGCACAGAGAAUGCUAUAUUAGCAUAUGAGGUUUCAUUUGCACCACCACCAUCCAAAGAUAGUACCUCACUUGAGCAGGAACAACAAGCCCUUUACGAGAACUGUGACGAUGUUAAACCCAGCACAACAUCAAAGAAUUGGGAAGUGAGUAGGGAAUUUGUCCACAUAGUUAAAGACAUUGGAAAGGGUACUUUCUCUAAAGUUGCCAAAGGAGAGGCUUGGAAUAUUAAAGGCGUGAAGGGCUUGACUACGGUAGCAGUAAAAAUGCUGAAAGGUCGGUGAUAUUUUGAGAUUGAAACCUAUGAUUAGUAAAGCGCUUAUUUAUAAUAAUAUGUUUGCUUAGUUAUUGCUUUUGUGUUUGGAUAGAAAACUCCCCGGAUUCUGACAAGGAGGACCUGCUGUCAGAACUGAAUUUGAUGAAACAGAUGAAACCUCAUCCUCACGUGAUCAAGCUACUAGGAUGCGUCACAGAAACUGGUAAAUGGAGUAAUUAUCUGCCACGCCCUUUCACCCUAUAUAGACCUUAAUAGAGAGACCUGGUUAAAACCACAUUUUUUACUAUGAUUUACUUGUUAUUUCUACAGUUGGCUAAGGCACCAGUGUUGUGUUUUAUUGUCUAAAAAACUUCUAAAAAAUCUUUUAACAAAAGUUUCAGAGAAAGGUGAUUACAAAAAACGCAAAUCAUCUCAGUCGAAAACAACGAGCCUUUAGAGAUAAUUCUAUGACUAGCGAUCUACAAAUUGUAUAAUUAUCACGUUUUUAAAUAACUCUAAAAUGAAUCAUGUAUCAUACAAUCUUUUCUCACAGAGCCUUUACUCGUGCUCAUUGAGUAUAUUCCUUACGGUGAUCUAUUGGGGUUCCUAAGGAAGAGUCGGGGUCUCAAGGACACGUACUACAAC
Molecule: messenger RNA, 950 nt
Organism: Porites evermanni
Lineage: Eukaryota; Metazoa; Cnidaria; Anthozoa; Scleractinia; Poritidae
Source: the annotation of a GenBank genome assembly